AUGAUGGAAUCAUUACUUUUAUUUAUAAUUGAUCAUCCAGGUACAAGUCUUGAACAUUUAUAUGAACAUUAUAAAUGUGUACUUCAACCAGUUGCUAUUAAUGAUUGUAGGGUGUGUGGGGUGUGGGUGUGGGUGGGUGUGGGUGUGAAUAUAGUUGUGCGUGUAUUAGUUCUACUAACUAUCACUCACACCCACACCCGCACCCACAUCCACACCCCGCAAUUCUUAAUACGGCUAUUCUUAAUAAUUUGCAACUUAAAAUGUCAGUGACUAACAUUGCAUCAAAAAUAGAAAAUAAGAGUGAACAAGUGCAAACCAGAAAUUUUAUCAAGUUUGUAUCCACCAUGCAACUUCAUGAAGACCAAGUAGGCUGUGAAGUAGAAAUAAAUGAGAAUGCGUAUCAGGUUUGACACUUACAGAUCAUUCAUUGGAGAACAGUAUUGAAACAAUAUUAUGUCCUGAUAUAUCAACACCACCACUAUUUUUCACAAAAUCAACUUUGCUGUGGUAUAACAUAUACGUUAAACGCAGCAUUUUAAAUUUCAAGAAAAAAGCAUAAUCUCUUGGAGAUGGGAUUGCUUUUGAGAAGAUGAAACUCGACGAAGCUGCUAGGUAAGAUUCUCAUGGAAGGUGUGAAUCAUUCUUCCAGGAAGAGAAAAGAAAUACUUUCGGGAAUGAGAACAACCAAAGCCCACAACCAGUGUUCUGAAAGGCAUCAGAAAAAUAUCAUUAAGGAUAUUCAUAAGUUAGUUAAAAAGUGAUUUAGAACCAAACCACAUAUAUUUGAUUCCCAUCUUCGAGGGAUUAAAAGUUAAGCAGAAAUGUUUACUUUAAUUGAAAGAUGAAGUUCAAUGUUUUGUCUCAUGUAAACUUGUUAGGAGCACAACUAGGUGACAAAUUGUAGAAACGAAAGGCUCGAAAUGUAACUCAAACCCGAUGACAUAGUUGUUUACAAACACAACUUGAAACAGAAUUAUGCCUGAAUGCCACUAAAAGCAACUUUGAAUAGCAUCUGAAUGUAGUCAGAAUACAAAACGCGCAUCCAUGCACUAUUGCUGCUGUGCGUUGUAAUGUGCUCAUGUGCAAUAAAUAUUUUAGGGUGUGGGUGUGAGUGUAAGAAUUACGAGUAGGAGAACACUCACAGUCACACCCACACCCCACACCCACCCUCAAGGUUUUCUUCAUAUACACCCACACCCAUAUCCUUGUCGCGUUCUGUCUGCUAACUAUUCGUUCACCUUUUUAUUGUGCAGACAUAAUUAUAUAUAAACAAAGUGGUUGAACAUAAGAAAGAUGAGUUUUCAAAAUAUUCUUUUAUUCUAAACUAUUUCUCGAUAGUUUUUUGUCGAGAAAAUACCAAUCUCGAUUCAUGAUCGAAAAAGAACUACACUGAAGCAGUCUGAUGCAAAUGAGAUCAAUUCGAGGCAGAACAGAUCCCACGAUCUGAUCUGCUACAGUUUUCAGAAUAAAAGUAAUUCAAUAGAAUUAUAUUGAACAAAAAAAAUCGAAACAUGUUCUUUGAAAAGAACCAAUAGAAAAUGUGUCGCAGUGAGGUCCUUGUGUCGUACAAUGUGUCGCAAAUCACGACACAUUUUUAUUUAGUGUGCAUGAUUAAGCAUAAAGUACUGAAAAUCGUAAUUAUUUUAAUUCAUUCACAACAAAUAGAAAUCACAAAAAAUCAACUUAUGCAUCAGAGCUGUAGCUGACGUUCUUUCAGCAAACCGUUUUCCCAGCCACCAUUUCAUCAUUUCGCUCGUCGGUUAUUCCGUUCGAUCAGUUCACACAAAAGACUAUCCAAUUCGAAUCCGAUUCCAUUAUUCAAGCGAUUUAAUCUGGUGAUUGUCUAUGAGCAAAGAUGCAGAUAGAGACGUGAAAGAGAUGAAGAGAGAAAAUGAGGAUCACCGUGUUAUUUCUCAAUGCAUAAACUAGAUGUUGUGCUCCUUUGUCUCCAAUUUGAUUGUUCGACAGAGUUAGUUUGGUAAGUGUCUGUGGAAAAACAUGAAGAGGAGGAUAUGAGAGGGAUGAAGAAACAAAAUGAGAGUCACCCUGUUAUUUCUUAACGCAUCAGCCAGAUUUUGUGCUCCUUUGUCUCCAAUUUGAUUGUUCGACAGAGUUAGUGUAGUGAGUGUCUGUGAGAAAAAAUGCAGAUCGAAAUAUGAAAGAGAUGAAAAGAGAAAAUGAUGGUCACCAUGUUAUCUCUCAAUGCAUUAGCUAGAUCGUGUGCCCCAACAACUUUGAUUUGAUUGUCCGACAGACAUAAUACGGUGAGUGUCUGUGAGAAAAGUGAAGAUGGGGUUAUGAAACAAAUGAACAGAAAGAAUAAGAAUCACCCUGGUUUUUCGUAAAGCAUCAGCCAGAUGUUGUGCUCCUUUGUCUCUGAUUCGAUUGUUCGAG
Molecule: messenger RNA, 2394 nt
Organism: Rotaria sordida
Lineage: Eukaryota; Metazoa; Rotifera; Eurotatoria; Philodinida; Philodinidae
Source: the annotation of a GenBank genome assembly